This is a messenger RNA of Hyla sarda, 1776 nucleotides long. It is a transcript of the gene RAB3D, whose product is annotated as RAB3D, member RAS oncogene family. Gene Ontology annotation, molecular function: GTP binding; GTPase activity. Gene Ontology annotation, biological process: protein secretion; regulation of exocytosis; protein localization to plasma membrane. The record is from RefSeq and is a predicted model, not a curated record. Lineage: Eukaryota; Metazoa; Chordata; Amphibia; Anura; Hylidae. The transcript has 5 exons. Bases 449 to 1099 code for a protein of 216 amino acids. Gene Ontology annotation, cellular component: synaptic vesicle; plasma membrane; endosome.
AGGAGGUGAGAGUCUGUGCUGGCAGAGAAGGAGGGAGACUGCAGGGGAAGGAGACACACCUCAGUUUGGAGAGAUAGAGCUACCUGCAAAUAGACAGAUCCGGGAGGGAGGGCAGCAACUUGCAAGAGACAGUGCACUACAGACAGGAGCAGGGGAGUGCAAGAGACAGAGGAGUGCAAGAGACAGUGCACUACAGACAGGAGCAGGGGAGUGCAAGAGACAGAGGAGUGCAAGAGACAGUGCACUACAGACAGGAGCAGGGGAGUGCAAGAGACCGAGGAGUGCAAGAGACAGUGCACUACAGACAGGAGCAGGGGAGUGCAAGAGACAGAGGACACAUUGCUGCUGCUGGACAGAGACAGGAGACCCCACUUAUAGUACAAGGAAAGUGUCAGUAGAGACCAGCAAAGACCACCCUGUGCCCCUGGACCCUGCCGGACAAGGACAGAUGGCAUCUGCCAAUGACACCCGCCAGCCUCAGAAAGAUGCCGCGGACCAGAACUUCGAUUACAUGUUCAAGCUCCUGAUCAUCGGGAACAGCAGUGUGGGCAAAACCUCCUUCCUGUUCCGCUACGCCGAUGACUCCUUCACCUCCGCCUUUGUCAGCACCGUGGGAAUAGACUUUAAAGUGAAGACGGUUUACAGGAAUGAGAAGAGGGUAAAACUGCAAAUCUGGGACACAGCUGGACAGGAGAGAUACCGCACUAUCACCACUGCCUAUUAUAGAGGAGCCAUGGGAUUCCUUCUCAUGUAUGACAUCUCAAACGUGGACUCAUUCAAUGCUGUGCAGGACUGGGCAACCCAAAUUAAAACCUACUCCUGGGACAAUGCUCAGGUCCUACUUGUUGGAAACAAAUGUGACCUGGAAGACGAUCGAGUCAUCCCUGCAGAAGAGGGGCGUAGACUGGCUGAAGAAUUAGGAUUUGAGUUUUUCGAAGCCAGUGCGAAAGAGAACAUCAAUGUGAAACAGGUGUUUGAGCGCUUGGUGGACGUAAUCUGUGAGAAGAUGAACGAGAGCCUGGAGAAUGGACCUGUGCCGUCAAGUGGAACCACCCAACUCAACGAUGCUCCUGCCAAGGACAAUAGCUGCUCUUGUUAAUCCAGUGUUCAAAAUAACUAUGCAAAGAAAAAAAAAUGUCCACCUAGGUCAGAGAGAUGUCUCUUGUUAUAUGCAAAGCUCAGCAAGUUGUAAACGUAACAUACAGCCCCCCAUGUCCCCCACCCGGCUGUAUGAGACCCACACUCCCAGCUGAGCAUGACCACUCUUGUGAGAGACAUAUCCCGACAGACUUUGUUACAUAGAUAUCCCUAAAAUAAUCCAUUGUUACAGAAAUAGAAAAAUAUACACCCAAAAAACUGUGGGUGACUGUCUAUGCAGGCGACAUACACCACCAUAUGGUGAUAUAGCAUUUCUUAAGGCGACACAACCGGGAGCUUCCCGAAGGGCACCAGAUUUGUGUUGUCCUGCCAUUAAGUGCCAAAGAUAAACCCGAUGUGCCCAUAGAUAUAUAAUUCUGAGGGGUCCGCAAAGCAAUGCCCUGCAUGGUUGUCUAAUGCUCCGCAUGAACCUUCUGGAGGGGGGACGUAGAAAUUAUACUGUGUACGGACGGGGCUGUCCGCGAUGGACUGAGGGUGGUCACUGAAAUACAGAAUCUUAUGUAUAUAUUUGGGUAUCACAAAUGAAGGUGUUAUCGCUCCAGAUGUUCCCUCUCUUCUGGUGUAAUAGAAUUAUAUGACAUGUUUACAUUUUUAAUAAAAGGAAGUCUCCUUUUAUUG